AUGAGCCUCUCACGGGAAAAAGUCAACCAUCUUUCACAACUCCUCGUGCGGAGGCUGGAGGAAAUGCCGGAGGUGACGCUCCGCAUGCCCUCCAACACCGUGCGGCUGCAGAUCGUGGGCGCCAUCCAGGAAGCGCUCCGGCUCGAAGAGGAAGUCGACUUCGCCGUCCGGCAAACCUUGGCGUCCUAUACGCGCCGGGUCGUGGAAGGCAGCCGGGAAUGGGACGUGAUGUACCAGAAGCUCUACGAGCUGGAGUUGGACAAGCGUUAG
Messenger RNA from Geodia barretti, 270 nucleotides. The record is from the annotation of a GenBank genome assembly. NCBI's taxonomy places the organism in Eukaryota, Metazoa, Porifera, Demospongiae, Tetractinellida, Geodiidae.